AUGAAUAAUAGUGGUUUUUUUAGCGAUACUAGCAACUCUAAUAAUAAUUAGCAAAAUGAUGAUGGCUAGAAUUAGAGUAUUUAGGCACUUUAAUCUAAGCUAGAUGCUUAUUAAAAAUCUGGUAAGUACGUUGAGGGUAUAGGAUUGAUGGAAAAGAUUCUAGCACUUAAAAAAGAGUAAUUUGGAGAAGAAUCAACAGAGUUUAAAAAAGGUAUUGAAAAAUUAUGUUAACUGCUUAACAUGUCAGCGAUGAUUUAUUUAGAGAUGGAAUAAUUCGAUAAAUCUUUAGAGUAGCUGAGAAAGGCUGAAAUGCUAUAAAUGAAUUCUUAAAAAAUGAAAGCAGUGACAUUUAAUAAUAUGGCAUGUUACUAUCGACGUACAAAUAAACUACGCACAGCAUUGAAUUAUUUAAUAAAUGCUCUAGAGAUUGAAAUAAAAUUAGAUGAUAAUGAUGUAUCUCUGGCUGAUACUCAUUUGAAUUUAUGUGCUGUUUUAAGCUAAUUAGAUAGACAUGACGAAGCAUUAGAGCAUUCUAUGCUAUCAAUUAUUAUGUUAUAAGAUGAAAUGCUGAGUUAAACUCUUAAAUUUUAUAAAACCUAGUCAUAAAAUUAAUAGUAAAAUGAACCUGCUCUUAAGAAAAGAAAGAUUGUAACUGAUGAUAGAAUAGCAGUUUUAGCAAUAGCUUAUCAUAAUUUAGGAGUAGAAUUCGAACAUUUAAAAAGGGAUGACGAAUCUAUAAAGCUGUACAUGAAAGCAUAUGGAAUAGCAAAUACAUAUUUAGGGAUACAGCAUUCUGUAGUGAAAAAGAUGGAAAAAGUAAUGUAAAAAGCAAAGGACUAGUAAUAUGAAAAGAAAAAAAAGCAAGAUAUAAAAAAUCCUAACGGUAUUCAAAAAAAUGGGAGUAGUGGAAUGAAAGAAUUUUAUAAAGAGACAAAUAGAAUAGAGAUAAAUAAUAUAAAUUUAAAAUCAAAAAUAUUACCAAGGCUCAAAAUAAACACACCUACUGGUUUUGCGAAUCCUUAUGGAUAGAAUUCGAAUAAUCAGCUUUAUGGAAUACCAGAAACUAACAACUUAAAUGGAAAUAUUAAUUUUUAACAAUCAAGAAAAAAUAUAAGCAAUAAUUUGUCUAGCCAUACGUCAUCUCCUUAAACACCAAAAACUGCAUAAAGAUAAUAUAGAUUCAGAUCCAAGUAAUAAAUAGAUAGAUAUGCUUCACACUCAUAAAGUAGGCAAGAAUAUGUUCAGAAUUAUUCUUCUAACAAGCUACCUAAUUAUUAUGACUAAACCUUGACCUAUAAUACUUCAUCAAACAGAACAAGAAACAAUACUCUUUCUUAAUCUAGUGAAUUUAAUCCUUUAUAAAAUCUUCAUACUGAUAGAUAAUUUAGUCCUUCAGAUUCUCUAAAUGAAUAAGCAAAAACAGUAUUUAAAUGGAACCAAACAAGACAGCAUAGCUAGAGUUAUGACUCCAAAUAAGGAGAAGAUUAUUUGUUAAAUACCCCUGUUUCUCCAACUUAAAAAUAAAAAUAAUACUAAGAAUAUAAAAGAAACUUUCCAUAAAAUAGAGUAUACAAAGCAUAAAAUUAAGAUAAUGACAAAAAUGAUCUUCAUGAUUUGUAUUCAGAAUAACCUCCUCCAUCUCAUAGGGAUAUUAGAUAAUCAUAUAUAGAUAUUCAGUUAAAAAAUAGAAAUAACUCAUCAUCUAAUACUUCUAAUACAAAUAACAAUUAAGUGAAAACCCCAAUAAGAGAGACAAUAGAGCAAGAGUUCACUUAAAAUAGUUCUAUAACAUAGAAUUUAUAAAAAGAAAUCAUCUGA
Molecule: messenger RNA, 1818 nt
Organism: Tetrahymena thermophila SB210
Lineage: Eukaryota; Ciliophora; Oligohymenophorea; Hymenostomatida; Tetrahymenidae
Product: ubiquitin carboxyl-terminal hydrolase family protein
Exons: 7
Molecular function (GO): protein binding
Source: RefSeq, a predicted model, not a curated record